UGUUUUUACUUUUACUUUUUCUUUAACAUAGUUUGUUUCUACAAUUUCAGAUGGUAUAUUAUUAUUUUGCAAUGGGUAUCCGUCCCGCAAAAUGAUGAGCCGUUUUAUUAUUUUACUGGAUAAGAUAUCCUUGACCUAUUCGUCUCAUAUGUUCAAUCAUUGCAUUUUCCUGUUUUUCUAAGCUAAAUUUGUUUUAUAUAUAGCACCGGGAAGCGCUAUUCACGUUUGCUUUUUUUUAACCAGACAAUACACCAGUAUGUAAUUACUUCUAGGGUUAAACUAAUUACAUGAAUUUUAAAUUGAUAUUUCAAUGACAGUCCCUCCCCUAAAUAAACUCAACCUAUUUAGGCUUCUAAUACUAUAAAGGGCGACCUUCGACCAAUAGAAUUCAGGAUUCACUUUAGAAUGUGCUGAAAUUGAAAGACAAGUUAAUUUUUCUUCCGUUAACUAGCUGUUUCUUAGGUGUGAUUUUUUUGUUGAAAUUAUCCGCCUUAUUUCCUUGGCUUUCACAUUCUACACAGGUGGCGUGUUUAACAUGGUGUUGCCUCAAAGAGUCCUAUUCUUUUUGUUCCUCUGACAUUUCUUUGUGACGUAUAUUUACGACCGAUAGAUAACGCGUUACUUUAAAAAAGUGCCAGGAUUUAAAUGCUUUAUUGCCUCCAAUGAAAAAGUAAUGUAAUGGCCGUGAUUUUAUCAGCUUCCGGAUCCACAGUCGCCAAACCUAAACAAUUUAUUUUUUCUCAUCCUUGCAUUGACAAAAUUAAUAACAAGUUUGUUUGCCUACAAUGUUUGCACAGCAAGGUAGCAGCCUAUAGCAUGUCAUUUUGUCAAGAUAAAUUCCAGGCGGAUUUGGCUAUGUCAACGAAUUGUAUUCAAUUUGCUUGGAUGGACAGCUUGGCUGAAGUGCCUUUGAAUAGCUACCGCGAUUUUCUCGCCACUGGAUAACUGAAUUGGGGGUACUCUUUGUGAUCUUUUCGGAACACUGAGAGUUUCUAAGCCACGCGUGUCAUCCCUGAGAGGCCAAGAGGCAGUUAGCGUUUUGCUAGACCCUGUCUUGGUAAACAUUUCUACGGUGUUGCGAGAUUACGGAAGGAGCCCUCGUAAAUACAUCUUCGUAAUAACCGCCGUAAUACUAGCUACACGUCAAGUACCCGAUUGCUUUCAUCACAAAUUGGCCGGUACCUUCGAACUCUCGGAAGCUGACCAAGAAAUAACACAAGCGAUCGCACUUCUGGUGCCACAGAGCCAAUGUAUCAUUGCUUGAGUAUGAGCUAAUCGUAUUCUUCGGCCUUCCUGCGUGAUUUCUGUGCGACGGUCUAUUUCUCUAAAGAGGAAACAAAUAGACACAGUGCUCUUCAAGAAUGCUUUGUACGCCACUUGAAAAGUUUUGUUUGUCACGAAUGUCUGGGACGAACGCGCGAAUGUAACCACGUAAAAGGCCACAAAUUUCGCUGGAGAAGGCGAGGGCGAGAUAGGCCGAGAUGGGCCGAAAAUGAGAAGGCAUGUUGUCAACAAGAAAACCCAAGACCCCUCUCCGCCUAAAGGCCAUGUAUUUGGCGUGACAAGUUGGGCCCACUACCGCCAGGGUGUGGCUCUCCAGUGUAUGGGACGCCAUGCCGAGGCACUGGCCGCCUUCGCUACUGCGCUUGCGCAAGACGAGAAGAGUCCGCAGUUACUCAACACCUUGCUGGAUGCUGCUUUAAAAUCGCCACUCAAAGAUUCCCUGCAGCCAACAUGCGACCAACUGAAGACCAUGCGAUUGGACAAAAGCCCAUUUGUCAUGAUCUCCCUGAUUGGCCAAGAGCUGCUGUCACUCAACUAUUUGCAGGCUGCAGUUGGUUGCCUGGAGGCGGCGCUCAAGAUUGGCACGUGUGGGUUGAAGUUGCGAGGCUCGGUGAUUUCCGCGCUUAGUACUGCCUACUGGAAAAUGGGGAAUGUCACCAAAGCGAUGGAAUACAUGAAACAGGACUUGGAGACAUCGCAAUCGCUUGGUGAUAAGGUUGGGGAGUGCCGCGCGCAUCGAAAUCUCGGUGGAGCGUGCUACUCACAAAGGCUCCACCACGAGGCAACGGAGCACUACAGAAUGCAAUUCGCUAUCGCGAUGAAAAUCAAGGACUUGCACUCGGCGGCUUUGGCGCUUAGCUCACUUGGUCACGUGUACGUGGCUGUGAACGACUACAGUAACGCGCUAGCGAGUCACAGGCAGGCGAGUCAACUCUAUAAGGAGAUGGGGGAGCGGCUGUCUGAGGGAAGGGAAUUGGGGAAUAUCGGAGCGGUGCACGUUUUGUUGCUACAGUACGACCAAGCAAUACACUGCCAUCAGGAGCAUCUGAAAAUCGCCGUGGAGCUUGGAGAUAGCGCCGAGGAAGGCCGAGCCUAUAGCAACCUCGGCAGCGCUUAUCAUUGCAAACGAGACUACAGCAAGGCCAUUCAGUUCCAUAAGCUCGUGCAAGAUAUUGCCAAAAAGACGAAUGAUUUAUCGAUGGAGACGCGGGCGUACGCGGGCUUGGGUCACGCCUACAGAUUCAAAGGAGACCUCGACGAGGCCAGGAACUUCCACGAACUUCAACUGGAAGUAUCGGUUCAAUUAAAAGACAGGGCGACGGAAGGGCGGGCGUUGUCGAAUUUAGGGAUCAUAUUUCAACAGCAGGGUGUUUACGCGCGAGCCUUGAAGCUCCACAAAGGGCACUUAGCUGUCUGUAAGGAGCUGGAGGACCGCGCAGGACAGGGACGAGCGUACGGCAACAUGGGGUGUGCUUACAGCGCUCUCAGACGCUACGAUCAAGCGGUCAAGUUUCACAAACAAGAACUGCUAAUCUCGAAGGAAGUGAACGAUCGUGCUUCCGAGGCGUGCACGCACGGGAAUCUUGCGGUGGCGUACCAAGCGCUUGGGAGCCAGGCCAAGGCGCUCAAACACUACCAACAGCACCUGCUAGUGGCUCAGGAGCUAAAGGACAAAAUGAACGAGAGUGUAGCGCUUAGUAACUUGGGGAAUUUCUAUAGUUCUUGCGGGGAGUUCACAAACGCCGUGCCGUACUACGAGAAGUUCCUCAACGUUACUCGGCAGCUUGGAGAUCACGCGGGUGAGUGUAAGGCUUGCCAUAAUCUCGGUUUUGCGCACUUUUCUCUUGGAAAUCAUUCUGAGGCUGUGAAGUUUUAUGAGCGGAAUGUUGCGCUGGCGAAGGACUUGGACGACCACACAAGUCUUGCUCGCGCCUACUGUAAUUUUGGACUUGCGUUCAGCGCGUUGGGGAACUACGACCGAGCGCUCGAAUGUCAGCGCGAAUUUCUGGUUAUAUCACAAAAUUUGAAGGAUAUUCAAGGUAUCAUCAAAGCUCAUGGGAAUAUUGGGGACAUUUAUAUGAAUUUAGGAAAUGCGACUUUGGCAGUGGAGGAAUAUGAGGAGCAACUAAAAUUUGCGGAAUCUCUGGGUGAUUUGUCGUUGAUGGGCGAUGCAUGUGGGACGUUAGGGAGUGCGUACAGGACAGCUGAAGAGCCGAGUAAGGCUCUCGAUUGCCAUAAAAGGGAACUUGAUCUGCGCAAUCGCAGUGAUGACGCUCUCGCUGCAUGCAGGGCGCUGGGGAACCUAGGUCUCGACUACAUGGAAAUGGGCCGCCAUAACGACGCGCAUGCGUGCUUCAACGAUCAGCUGAAUAAAGCCAGUGAUAUUGGCGACGCCGCGCUCGAGGCGCAAUCGUGUGGAAACCUUGGUCUUUGUAAGUUAAAAACAGGUGAUUAUCAUGAGGCGCUGGGGUACUUUGAACACCAGCUUGCGACACUGGAGAGGCUUCCUGGCGCUUUACUGGACAGUGGAAGGGCUUAUGGUAAGCGCGGGGAGUGCUACCACUUGUUGGGUGACAGCAAUGAGGCAAUCAGGGACUAUGAAAAGUAUCUUGCGGCUGCGCAACAAGCGGAAUCCGCAUACGAUCAGGACAAGGCUUACCGCGGGCUCGGCGUCGCUCUGAAGACCACGGGGAAUCUGCAGCAGGCGCUAGUGUGUUUCGAAAAGAGGCUUGUUGUCGCUUAUGAAUUAACGGAUUUAAGUUCGAAGGCAGCAGCUUAUGGUGAGCUAGGGACUUUACACAAAGCUCUGGGAAAUUACGAACAAGCCAUUGCUUUCUUCGAGCAGCAAUUAUCCCUCGCGAAAGAAUGUAGCGAUCGUGAGAACGAGAUUGAAGCCUUGUCCGGACUUGGUAUUGUCAACCAAAAAAUGGGCGAGUACAGCAAGGCGCUACGGCACCACGAAGAGGAGCUGAGACUUGCCACAGAGCUACGCAACCAGAAGAGCCAGGCGCGCGCCUACCACAACCUCGGCAUGACACACGAACUGCUGGGAAACUACGAACAAGCCAUCGUGUGUCAAGAACAAAACCUAAAUCUUGCGUCCCACAUGGGCGAUCGCCUGGCAAAGACCCAGGCCUACAGCUGCCUCGGACGCACUUACCAUGCUCUAGAGAACUAUCCCCACGCCAUCUCGUUUCUAAAGCAAGGUCUGGCAAUUGCCGAGGUGCUGAAGAGGACGGAAGACGAAGCACGCAUGCGUCAUAGACUUGGUAUGUCCUACCUUGCGAACAAACAACUGGAGGCGGCUCAAGAAGAACUGUAUCAUGCAGCUGACUUACUGGAGCGGAUCCGGGAAGAGGGAAUCCGGAAUGGGGACUACAAGUUAUCGUUGUACGAGCUUCAGUCCGCUUGCUAUCAGGUUCUACAGCGUGUAAUGGUAGGACUAGGAAGGCACGAAGAGGCGUUAACCGUAGCUGAGCGGGCGAGAUCUCGAGACUUUAUAGACUUGUUGCUGCAGCGCCAGGGUGGGGCCAACAUAAGCGGUGACCUUACCAGCUCGUUGAAUAACCCUUUGGGAUCCACGGAACAGAUAAUGAACUUCGUCAAGAACCAGAAAGCCACCAUCCUAUAUUAUUCUAUCGCGGCCGGACACCUCUACAGCUGGCUGCUAACGCCUAAGAGUGGGCUUGUCAAGUUCCAUGAUAGCUUAGUUGGAGAGGACGAUGCCGAAGAGUCGGCUGUUGACUUAGAGCAGAGCACAAGCGGUAUUUAUUCCCACGCGGCGACUUUGCUCGACUCGUACAUCACCCACCUACGAGACGCUCUUGGCGUCAAGCCGCACUUGAACCUCAAACGCGCCACGAGUAUGACGGAUGGCGACAUCGAAAGCACUCUACAAGGGGACAGCAUGCUGGGACUGUCGACUUCUCUUCGUUCCUACGUGUCAGCGGACGAGGAUGAUGACGUCAUGAGCGUGGUAUCCGCGCCUGGUGGUCGUCCAAGCAUGGCCUCGACUCCGCGUAAUAACAUUUUGAGCAUGCGCAAUAGUGUCAGCAAGUUGAAUGGAGUGCGGUCGAGUGCGAAGAAGAACUGGUCUGGGAAGCCGCCUUUGAGGGCUUUGUAUGAGUUGUUAAUAGCACCAAUGGAGGAUUCUCUGCCUUCGAGCUCUACCUUCGAGAAUGAGGGAUCGGAGCUUGUGCUUGUUCUUCAGGGAGACUUGUACCUUGUACCUUUUGCGGUAUUAAAAGGCACUGUGUCCAAGGAGUCGAUGUUUCGCAGAUUCCGGCUCAUGGUCGUGCCCUCAUUACAGGCCUUGUAUUCCAGCAAGAAGGCGUCUCGUGAAACAGACUUCUCUAAAAUCGACCCCUCAUCGGUUCUGAUAGUAGGAAACCCGAAGGUUCCAUCCACGUUUGGUCAGUGGUCUUCAAACCCAAGCGCUGAACACGAGGCAAAGAUUGUCGCCGACCUCUUUAUGGCGAAGCCUUUACUCGGAAACUCGGCAUCGAAGACGGAAAUUUUACGAAGAUUACCGACAGCCGAGUGCGUGCAUUUCGCCACUCACGUCUCCUGGAAACUCACCGCUGUUAUCCUAUCCCCGAGCACGUCCGAUAACAAACUCACUACAACAGCAUCCACGGACUCCGGCAACGAAGGGUUCGACUUCCUUGGUGACACGGACGACGCUCCACCGCUAUCUGAUUUUUUGUUGACCGCUGCGGACGUCUUGGAACAAAAAACCUCCGCAAAGAUUGUGGUGAUCGGUGCGGCACAUAACGACAGUCAGUCGGUGAGGAAUCGGAUCACGUCUGAAGGACUGGUAGGAUUGACACGCGCGUUCUUGUCGUCUGGUGCGCAGUGCGUCUUGGUAUCUCUAUGGCCCGUCCCGGACUUGGCAUGCAAGCUUCUAAUGAAGGCGUUCUAUGGGGGGCUAUUAAAGGGGUUGAGUGCCAGCCACGCCCUAAGUCAGGCGAUGAACGUGGUCCAGAAGACGAAGCAAUUCUCGCACCCGUCUAACUGGGCGGGGUUCGUGCUGGUUGGGGACACGGCGAUCGCUAGUAGAGAAGCCAUGAUGGGCCACGCCUACGCCCUGCUGCUCAACAAUCCCAAGUCUGUGCGAGAGGCGCUCAAAGUCCUCGUGCAUCUGAUCGACAAGGCUUCCGAGCGCAUCAGGCGUGGUCAGCGGUCAUCCAUGUACACAGCCGAAGCGAGCAUUGAUGCCAAGGUCAAGGGCGUGAGGGGCUGGCGCGAGUUGCUGCGCUCCGUCGGCUUCCGAUUCCAGAAAGCGAAAAAUGGACUACCAGACUCAGUGUUCUUUCCGACGGCCACUACGAGCCUUAGUGAUCGGCUUAGCAAGGCUAGCGAAGACUUGUACGCUCUGUUAGGUUUGAGCCCUACCACUCUUCAAGCCCUUGCAAAACUUGCCUACGCAACGGCAACCAACCGUGCUCUUGUGUCACUGCUUAACAAGGUCUUGUCUUGCUUCUACAACAACACGGCUAGCGUGCAGGUGCCACUCCAGCUCAAGCUGUGGCGGACGGACGGCUGCCACGAGCUUCUCGCCUCGCUUGGCUUCGACGUGAUCGGAGUUGGAAAAGAGGAAGUCAUGCUUCGCUCUGGCAAGCUCAACAGUCGGCGCGCCGUCCAGUGCACCGUGCGUGCGCUAUGCGCCUUGGCAGACAUUUCCAACCCCGAGGAGGCCGAUCAGCCGAGCUUCAAGCUCAUGCCAAAAGCGCACUCCUCCUCUACCAUCAACUCCAACGUUUCGCUCGUAGCGCACUCCAUCGGCUCUGAACUCGACAUGCGCGCGAAGAGUGCCGAGGACCUCAACCACAUCAAUCGAGAGCGCCGAGUGCUCUCCGGACCGAACACUCGAUCCCAAAGCACCGCGAACCUCCGACCUCGCCUGCAUGGCUCUUAUAGCGCGUUGCUACGAUCAUCGGGAGAUCUUCGCGUGUCGUCCGUAGACGCUAUCGAUAGCCCAGCGAGCAAAAGCAUACCGCAAGACACGCCCGCGCACUACCGUCGCACAAGAGGGUCGCACGCCAACCUUUCCAAUGUCAGCCGUCGCAGCUCACAGCGAAGUGUCUCCAGUGUAGACAUCAGUGGGCUGCGGGUGUCGUCCGUAGACAGCCCCUCCUCGGGCCCACCCCCUCCAAACGGGGCAUCCGAAGAGCACCACUCCGAUUCCGAUGUCGACAGCUACUCGGAUAUCAAGGAGCAGCAGAGAAAUGUAGGGUUACAUGGCAGCAGCGAGACGCUGAGUCAUGACGAUGCUGGAAAGACCCCUGGAAGCAUUAGCUCGCUUCGCACCCGACAGCCCGCUCAAGAUAUACAGCCUGGAGGGUCCAUACUAAAGACUGCGGUUUCUAACCAUACUUCUGGUAGCCGUACGGGCAUGUCUAACCAUAUGGGCUACAGGAUAGGAGAGUUGACCAACGGGGACUUGGAUACACAUAUCAGCCCCAUGUCACCUCGUACGUCAUUCCUGGAUCUUAGUCGCACUAGCGAUGGACGAUCUGUAGCGAGAGAGGUCCACCCGGAGGAACCGGCUUUGGACCACACGCGGUCCAAGGGACCUAUCGCGAACGGCGAUGUUAGGCAACCCACCACGCCCCGUAAAACCUACUCCGUAGUCUACCAAGGUAAUAAAGAUGACGCUAUCCCGGUGAGGGUCACGUCGAUGUCUCGGACUGAUCACGACAGAGUCGAUAAUUAUUCGCCCACUGACGACACCUACAGUAGAUCUAGCACUCUCCAAUCCCGAGCAGACCUCCGACGAGGUAUCGAUUACGCGAAGACAAAUGAUGUAGCACGGUCGAGUCGCACCGUUUCUGAGUCGCGAGGUGGUGAUUAUUCCAGCAUGGACGAUCAACGACUAACAGACGAUGGGUAUUAUAGCAAGGAUUCUUACGCAAAUCACUUACGCAGCUUAUCCAGUUCGAGUAAUGAGCUUGCACCCAAGCCACACAUACCAGCGAAACCACAGGCACCCCACAAGCAGCGCGUAGUCGUCUCCGCCAAAGUAGCCAAUCACAAACUGAACGGCCGUCCACCAAAUAUGGGCGUGCAGAUCUCGCCUUCGAAUACACGGACUGACUCACUGUCAUCUCAGGACAGUGCUAGUGCCGAGUCCCCUCGAUCACGGCAGAUUGCAGCCGAGGAGGCCGCUGCCGCGCUGAUAUAUAACCACACAGGUAGCCCGCGUAGUGACUCUCGCUCGUCCCCGUCUAGCUCCAAGCUUGCGCGGCAAAAUGUGGCGAUGAAGGAACUGAGGCAAAGCGGCAAGGGCGGAAAAAUAAAGAACGUUGCCAACCUGGCUCAUCUCCAGUCCUCCUCCUGCUGAUCAGAUUUCUCGUGAAACAGGAUUAUCACAAGGGAACUCAAUACGCUCGACAGAGCCUUGAAGUGCGCUUUUGAUUUCAGGAAGCUAUUAACUACUCAUACCCAGUAUUUGAGGAAGACACAGAGGUUUUUUUUUACAAUUAAGGAUAUUCUUGACCGCUGAAGUACCCAUCCAUGCAUACAUUUCCAAACAAGUUUGCAUGUCUAGUCUUACUGAUUUUAUAUCAACAUUUAUAACAGCAAUUUGCUGUUAACCAAGCAAGGCACUCCUUCUGUAUCAUGUGAAUGUAUAAAAGUAUAAAUCGGGCAUUUUGUAAUUCCCUACGGUUGUUAAAAAAUAACUAUUGUGGAUGAUUUCUUCUCCCAAUGUUUUUGUAUUUGGUAAUCAAAGAAAUCUAUACACUUUAAUAAGCAUAUCUUGUAUAUAGCUGCAUAAAUUUGUAUCCUUCAUAAGACUUUGGAGAGAUAGUAAUCGAGCAUAUAAUAUAUAUUUAAAGAAAGGAGGCCGCCAGAUCUUUAUUCUUGCGUUUGUGAAUAUAGAACACCUUCCUUUGGAAGGGUAUUUUUACAUGAAAUAAAAAGAAAUUGAAUUACA
Molecule: messenger RNA, 9220 nt
Organism: Nematostella vectensis (starlet sea anemone)
Lineage: Eukaryota; Metazoa; Cnidaria; Anthozoa; Actiniaria; Edwardsiidae
Product: tetratricopeptide repeat protein 28
Exons: 8
Coding region: 1493-8626 (2377 amino acids)
Molecular function (GO): protein binding
Source: RefSeq, a predicted model, not a curated record